This is a messenger RNA of Esox lucius (northern pike), 6411 nucleotides long. RefSeq names its product protein TANC1. Gene Ontology annotation, molecular function: protein binding. Bases 255 to 5816 code for a protein of 1853 amino acids. The record is from RefSeq and is a predicted model, not a curated record. NCBI's taxonomy places the organism in Eukaryota, Metazoa, Chordata, Actinopteri, Esociformes, Esocidae. The transcript is spliced from 27 exons.
GUGGUGUCUGUGAUGAUUUGUGUCAUCCAAACAUUUUUUACUUCGAAGAGGGCGCGUCCACCCUUUACAGAGAGCGCAUGAUUAUAGCCUUUCAUCAGCAACACCAACUUUGAGAAGGAUGGAUCACAGCUUCGCUUACGCCAUGAACAUUGCAAGAGCUUUGGAAGGACGUGCGUUGUUUUGAAGAAACGUCGACAAAAAAACAGACUAAACGUGACUUAUCUAUAUAACAGAAUUCCCAGAAUCAAUUUACCAUGUUUAAAGCAGUAUUUGGGUGGAGUAGGAAAGAAGACAAGAGGAGUCGGAAGGAGCAAGUUAAAAAAGUAGUGGCUGACUACCACACCCACAGUAUCCAGAGAAGGGGUACUCGUUCCUGGGUGACCCACUACCAGGAGCCUGGCCGUGCCCACCACCUCCAGGAGAGGCCAAGGGGAAAGCUCGCCAAAGGGGAGUCCAUCUCCCUGCCCUCCUCCCCCCUGGUCCCUCGCCAGUCCUUCAUACCCUCGCACAUGAGCACCAAGUCCCCAGGUCUCUACAGAAAGCUGGAGUAUGCAGAGAGUCCUUCUUUUCCCGGCGAUGCCUUCGUCUUCGCUCUGAACGACAGGCGGGGUUCUCAGAGAGAGCUGCACACGGAGCUCCAGCCCAGCUCCUCCUCCUUCUCAACCCAGGAACUGAUGACCAGGCUGGGCUUCCUACUGGGAGAAGGGACCCCCGCCUUGCCUAGCGCCCCGAUGGAGGACCGGAAGGAGAAGAAGUGUAACGUCUAUGGCCAGGCGGCGAGCCCCUGCUCUACACUGACCUGCAGCACCUCGUCCCCCUGCUCAGACAGCCCCAGCUCGACCCUGGGCGGUGGCGGUGCUGGGGGGCCUCCCGGUUUCCCCAGCCCCAGGCACCCCGGUCCCAGUCCAGGAGGGACCCUGCUCAGCCCCAGCUCCUGCCGCAGCCCCAGCUCCACGCUCGAGAGCCAGGACAGCGGAAUCAUAGCUACCAUCACCAGCUCUUCUGAGAAUGAGGAGCGUGGCGGCUCCACUCUGGAUCUGAGUAAAGAUGGUAGCAGGAGGUCCGGUGGACACAGUGGGCGUGGAGAUGACCCCUGCCCUCCUAUUGCCAAGGACGACCUGCCAGUACCCAGCGAAGUCCCUCCCAGGUCUGACGUCACGGUCCUAGGGGAACCCAGAACUCCGCCUCCAGCCAAGAAGCCCCACCCACAGCGUCACACACAUAGCACUUCGUCUCUGGUGAUGCCGCGGCCAAACUCUGUGGCAGCCACCAGCUCCACUAAGCUGGAGGAACUGAGCUACCUGGACGAUCAGUGCGGAGCCCCGCAGCGAGGCUCCGUCAAACAGCCCUGGAGCAACACAGGGGGAAAGGACGCUAAAGCGCGCUUCGCUCCCUUCAAGUCAGGUGACAUCAUGCUGAAGCCGCUACUGUUUGAGGUUCCGUCCGUCGGCCCGGACCAGCCUUUCCAGGGCCGCGAUUGGCUGUUCCAGCGGCUGGAGGAGGUCCUGAAGCAGAGUGACUCCUGCGAAGGCCGCGGGGCCGUGGUGGUGGGCGACGUGGGCUUCGGCAAGACGGCCAUCGCCUCGCGGCUAGUGGCCCUCAGUUGUCACGGCGUGCGCAUGCCACAGGCCCCCGUGCAGAAGGCCUCCAUGCAGAGCCCCGGCGCCUCUCCAAAAAUAGGUGGGGAUCAGGGGGCAGAUGGGACCCCAAAUGCAUCCUCACACCCGACACCUCCCAGCACGGAACCCCUGUCCUUUGAUACUGUCUGCCCUGGGACGCCUGAGGCACGCAGACAGAGAGAGGAGGCUGUCAAACACUUGGCCAGCAAGGUGGUGUCCUACCACUUCUGCCAGGCUGACAACACCUACACCUGCCUGGUCCCGGAGUUCGUUCACAGCAUGGCGGCCCUCCUCUCCAGGGCUCCGAAGCUCAGCGGCUACAGGGAGCUACUGCUGAGGGAGCCCCACCUACAGAGCACGCUCAGCCUGCGUUCCUGUGUACAGGACCCCAUCGCCGCCUUCCGCCGGGGAGUCCUGGAGCCUCUCGUCAACCUACGCAAGGAGAGGAAGGUGCCCGAGGAAGACUUCAUUCUCCUGGUUGAUGGCCUCAAUGAGGCAGAGUUCCACAAGCCGGACUACGGUGACACCAUUGCCUCCUUCAUCACCAAGAUCAUCUCCAAGUUCCCCUCCUGGCUCAAACUCUUGGUCACUGUCAGGACCUGCCUGCUGGAGAUCACCAGUCUCAUGCCCUUCUCCAGAAUCACCCUGGAUGACUUUCCCGAGAGCAGCGAGAUCGGCAGUGACCUGAGUGACUACAUCCAACGCCGCGUCAUUGCCAGCCCCGAGAUCGCCCUGAACGUCACCACGCCAAACGGCACGGCCCCGGACCCCCUCCUCCUCAGCAAGUUCAACGCUCACCUGGCCUCCCGCAGCCAGGGCUCCUUCCUGUACCUCAAACUGACCCUGGACCUUUUCCAGUCAGCCCACCUGGUGCUCAAGGGAGGCAACUACAUGGUGGUGCCGGUCGCCCUGGCUGAGGUGUACCUGCUGUGGUGUCACGCGGUGUUCAAAGGGGAGCGGGACUUCGAGCGGGCACUGCCGGUGCUCAACGUGGCGCUGGCCUCACUGCACCCACUGACAGACGAGCAGCUGUUUCGGGCACUGAACGCUGGGGGCGUCAGAGGAGAGAUGUCCUGGGAGGACUUCCAACAGCGCAUGGAGACCCUGGCCUCCUUUCUGGUGAGGCGCAGGGAUGGGACCCGCAUGCUCUUCCACCCCUCCUUCAGAGAGUGGCUGGUGUGGAGGGCAGACGGAGAGAGCACCGACUUCCUCUGUGACCCCAGGAGUGGCCACGCUCUCCUGGCCUUCAUGUUCUCCAGGCAGGAGGGCAAGCUGAACAGACAGCAGACCAUGGAGCUGGGUCACCAUAUCCUCAAAGCUCACAUUUUCAAGGGUCAGAGUAGGAGAACAGGUGUGUCCUCCAGUGUUCUGCAGGCUGUGUGGGUGAGCUACAGUACAGACAGCCUCUCUGCCGCUUUGGCCUCCCUCAGGAAUCUCUACACACCCAAUGUUAAGGUGAGUCGUCUGCUGAUUCUGGGCGGGGCCAGUGUUAGCGGCCGUUCCGAGGUGCUGGGUCGGUCUCCUGUGCUGGGCGUACACGCCCACCUGGGUCACCCCGAGAUGGUGUCCCUGCUGCUGGAGCUCGGGGCCCCUGUGGACGGCCUGUCGGACAGCGGCAUGACCCCCCUCUGUCUGGCCGCCGCAGCGGGUCACAGCGGAUUGGUGGGCCUGCUCUGUAAGAAGGGAGCCAAGGUGGGUCACGUCGACAAGAACGGCCAGUGUGCCCUCGUGCACGCCGGGCUGAGGGGUCACAUGGACGUCAUCCAUAACCUGCUGGCCCAGGACUGGGGCCCAGCGGAGGCCCCCGAGGGACCCCAUCAUCAGCGUGUAAAGAGCCAGGCCCUACAACAGGCCCUGACAGCUGCCUGCAGCAUGGGACACACACACGUCGUGAAGAGCCUACUGGAGCUGAAAGGUGAAGAUUCGGCCCUGCAGAUUGACGCCGCAGACACGCUCUGGGGGGAGACCGCUCUGAGUGCAGCUGCUGGCCGGGGCAGGACAGAGACCUGCGUGUUCCUGCUGGAGUGGGGCGCCCGGGCAGACCAACCCAACCGCAGAGGCGUAGCCCCCCUUUUCAGCUGCAUCCGGCACGGACACCCCCAGGUUGCAGAGGUUUUCCUGCAGCACAGUCUAGACAUUAACAUCAGCGACAGGCAAGGCCGCAGCCUGUUAAUGGUGGCGGCGAGCGAGGGCCACCUGAGCACUGCUGACUUCCUGCUGUCUAAGGGAGCUGCUCUGGCCUACGAGGACAAGGAGGGUCUGACCGCUCUGAGCUGGGCCUGUCUGAAAGGCCAAAAGGCCAUGGUGCAGCUCCUAGUGGAGAGGGGGGCGGAGAUUGACCACCCUGACAGGAACGGACGAACCCCCCUCGACCUGGCUGCCUUCAAUGGAGAUGCAGAGAUGGUCCAGUACCUGGUGGAGAAGGGCGCGGCGGUGGAGCAGGUGGACCACACCAACGGGAGGCCCCCGGAGAGGGCCGCGGGCGGGAGGAACACGGCUGUGGUGGUGGCGCUGCUGAAAAAGGGAGCCAAGCCGGGUCACGCCACGUGGGCGAUGGCCACAUCCAAACCAGACGUUCUCCUCAUCCUCCUGCAGAAACUCAUGGAGGAAGGAAACCUGCUUUAUAAGAAAGGGAGGAUGAAGGAGGCCUCCCAGCGUUAUCAGUACGCUCUGAGGAAGUUCCCCCGGGACAGUUUUGGAGAUGACCUGAAGGCGCUUAAAGAGCUGAGGGUGUCUCUGUACCUCAAUAUGUCACGCUGCCGCCGGAAAACAAACGACUUUGGAAUAGCGGAGGAGUUCGCCACCAAAGCCCUGGAACUGAAACCGAAGUCCUAUGAAGCGUACUACGCCAGAGCACGAGCCAAGAGGAGCAGCAGGCAGUACGCCGCCGCGCUCGCCGAUCUUCACGAGGCGUCUCGCCUGUGCCCCACUAACCGGGAGAUCCGCCGUCUGUUGGCGCGCGUGGAGGAGGAGUGUCAGCAGCAGCAGCAGCAUUCCCCGAACACGACAUUAGGCCACGCCCACCUGGCAGCGCACGGCCAAACUGCGCAGGACCUCACAGACCGGAGCCGGGAUGAACUGGAUGACGACUAUGAAGAAAUAGAUGGAGAGGAAGAGCCCUCACAGAACCCUUAUGGACCCAACAGGCCUCUGAACCCCUAUGGACCCAACCGGGCUCUCCCGCCUGUACCAGGCACGGUGGGCUUCGCUCCCCUGGACCCCAGGUCCGGUUCCUCUCCGGACGGAUCCGCACAGGCCCACGAAUCCCUGGGCAAGCAAGGCCCAGUCCUCCAGGAUCCCAAACAGAACCAGAGCUUCAAGGCCAAGCAGCAGCACUGUAACUCCCUGCAAGUGGGGGCCCGUCCCGGGGGCAGGCCCAUGUCCCUGUGCGGCCCGUCCAGCCCCCUGCCGGGAAGACACCUCUCCAGCUCUCUGAGACCCAGCCCUGGCCUGGGCAUCGACAUCAGUCCUCUGCUCUCCUCCGCGGACCACCACCACCCCCCUUCCUCAUCGGCAUCGUCUGUCCAGCCCUUCCACGGCCAGUCCUCCAGCCUGGUUAAGGGAACGGACGGGCUCUCUGCCCACCCCAGUGCCGCUCCGAACGGACAGACGGGGUCCCUUGCCCCCGGGGGUCCGGCCGGCCCUGGCCUGGGCCCCGCCGGUCAAACGGCCAGCGUUAGAGCCUCCAGCUCCAACAGCAGCUUGGCCUCCAGCGGGACCCUGUCAGACAGCGGCAGGGCCCCGGCACCUCAGGGGACCGACCUGCCUCGCACCAAACCGGAGUUGAAGCCUCGGCCGUUCAUGGGGGUGAAAGACAAGGCGGUGCGCGUCCAGGGGCAGCCGCAGCCUGGACUGGGGUGGCAGGGCCAGCCAAUCUCCCCCGGGGGGAUGGAGAACCAGAGGCACAGCGUGGCCGCCGCCGACAACCUCCAGGGGUUGGGUAACGAGUUCAAGCAGAGGUCCUCGUACGCGGAGCCACAGCAGAACCCAACGCCCCUCCAGCCGCACAACGGGUCCCAGGCCAGGGAAUUUGGAGAGCGGUUCUACCACAGGGAGCCGAGGCCGGGACCGAGUUCUGCCGCGAGCCACUCGGCCCAGUUCCCGGAGGGGAACCACCGGCAGGCGGCUCUCACCAGGGAUAACCCCCCUGGCCUCCCGAUCAAACCCAAACGCUCCUUCAUAGAGUCGAACGUCUGAGCCGAGCCAGACUUUCAGUCACAGGCGCCGUAACUCGCCGGGCAGUGGGCCGCGUAUAUACCCAGGGGAGCGACAGCGGGGGUCGCUUCCUUCACCUGGUUCCUUGUAGAGUUACAGUGUACGCGAUGUGCCGCAUUUAGACUCAAAGUAAACUUGUGCUUUUGCGUGAGCAUGUCUAGAACCACUCCGGUCGGCAGAUAACAGAACCAGACCACGGAACCCUUAUAUAGCACCAGACCAAUAGCGGAACAGUAGCACAGCAUCCAACUUUGGUCCAUUAUAACAAUGUAACAAUAAUGUAAGUUGUGAUCUACAACACUGAAGGGGUUUUAAUACGGCCCGCUAACAAUUAGCACGCACGCUGAAGGGGGAUGUUUAUACAUUGCAUUUGUAUAUGUGAUAUUUAUAGAUUACGUACGUGGUGAUAGCCUUUUGUCGGUGUAACAGAGCCCUCGAUGCCAAGUGGAUCACGAUGCAUGGAGGCUUCUGAAUCUUUGUACAUUUUAUAAAUAAUCCUAUUUAAGUAAGUGUACAUAUAAUGCCUUGAACAUUGAUUAACUGCUUGUUAUUGCCGUCUAUGUCAGUUCAUUUAUGG